Aspergillus japonicus CBS 114.51 is the source of this 1171-nucleotide messenger RNA. Its product is annotated as MYB DNA-binding domain protein. NCBI's taxonomy places the organism in Eukaryota, Fungi, Ascomycota, Eurotiomycetes, Eurotiales, Aspergillaceae. Gene Ontology annotation, molecular function: RNA polymerase II cis-regulatory region sequence-specific DNA binding; DNA-binding transcription factor activity, RNA polymerase II-specific. Gene Ontology annotation, cellular component: nucleus. The transcript has 2 exons. Gene Ontology annotation, biological process: regulation of DNA-templated transcription. The coding region runs from base 123 to 1001 and encodes 292 amino acids. The record is from RefSeq and is a predicted model, not a curated record.
UGGGAGUGUCAAAACAGCUCCCAUUGUUUUGCCCCCUCUUCCGGCCUUGACUGCUCCUCUAAGCCAUACUAGCAGCAAGUUCUUUACCCAAGAGCAGCAAUCCGUCGGUAUUAAUCGCGCAUAUGAUUGCGUUACAAAACCAGGCCAUCUUACCCUCCGCCAAAGUGGAUAUCUCACUGUUACUGAAACCCCAAGAUGAAGAAGAGACCGCCUCGGUGACUAGCGCACCCACAUAUGCAACGAACACGAUAUCUCAAGCUUCAUUGGUCCCGUCUAUGCCCGUGGCGAUACCAUCUUCUAUUCAUUCAGCAACGGCCGUCCAGCCGCUCACCAAAGUUCCCUCCUCGGUCCCUGUCAAGCGUCUUCAACCAGCACAUACGGCGGAGUCCCCUGCCAAGAAGCAGUCAAAAUGGUCUCCCGAGGAAGAUGCUCUUAUCAUCGAAUUGCGAGGCAGUGGUAUGAAAUGGGAAGAUAUCAGCAAGCGCCUUCCGGGGCGAAGUGCUAUCAGUUGCCGUCUUCACUAUCAGAAUUAUCUGGAACGCAGAAGUGAAUGGGACGAGGAUAAGAAAAACAAGCUUGCGCGACUAUAUGAAAGGUUCAAGGCCGAGAUGUGGUCGAAGGUCGCAGAGGAAAUGGCGAUUCCAUGGCGGGCAGCGGAAGCCAUGCAUUGGCAACUGGGAGAGCAGGAGAUGGCUCGUCGUGCCGGUGUUGUUCCUUUCUCGCUGUCAAGCACUGCAAUCGAUCCACCUGCGCCCAGAGCACGCAGAGCCAGCACAUCUUUGUCUCGGCCGAGGAAAGGAUCGAGUUCGCGUUCGAUACACCAUCCCCCGCAGCUUCCAUCCGUUGAGGAACUUACUGCUGGAGUACCCGCAUUUGCGCCGCCUCCGCCUUUUUUGCCACCCCGCGAAGCAUUUAGGAUAAGCCGCCCUUUGGAUCUGGGUGGUAGUCAAGGCGGCCCAUUCGGACCGAAUCUCGGUCUUCCUCCUCGAACCCUUCCCUAGGCAGGCCGGGGGAACGGUGACGAUAACUAUGUCUAUUGGUUUUCUCCAUUGCGUCGUUACGAAUUGCAUAGCGCUGGUUGGAGGUAUUGGUCGUUUCAAGGGAAGGUUUAUCAUAGAUGUUCAUCUUCGAUAUGUGCAUAGGUGGACUUCGCAUUGCCAAUGCAUCAGAG